Molecule: messenger RNA, 1366 nt
Organism: Sodiomyces alkalinus F11
Lineage: Eukaryota; Fungi; Ascomycota; Sordariomycetes; Glomerellales; Plectosphaerellaceae
Product: exoribonuclease CSL4
Exons: 2
Coding region: 233-880 (215 amino acids)
Biological process (GO): RNA processing
Cellular component (GO): cytoplasm; nuclear exosome (RNase complex)
Molecular function (GO): RNA binding
Source: RefSeq, a predicted model, not a curated record
CCUUAAGGUACCUUACAACGUACUUUACCUAAGGUAGUCUCAACCUCACUACCUACACUUUACUCGCCUUACCUCACCUUAAUAAUUCAACUCGCCUUGGCCAUCAAAGACUAGCGGAACACACUGGAGAAUCUGAUAGUUUAACAGCUGCCCCUCUACUCGCCGGCGUUAGCCCACUCCCCCGAACCAAGACAACUUCUUACACACAAAUAUCGGCACUGCAAACGUGCCCAUGGCAGAACCAGCAGAGAUUCCCGCCAUAGCCGUCCCGGGCAAGACCCUGGGCCCGGCGACACAGUACCUCCCUGGUCCGGGAACCCACGUCUACGAGGGCCAGGUUGUGUCCUCUCUCCUCGGCCAAGUGGUGGUUACUCCCGCGCCGUCAUCGUCCAAGACCGCGGGCGGCCCGGCCAAGCGGCUGACGCGCAUCGCGGGGGCGCUGGACAGGGGCGAGCGGGCGACCAUCUCGGUGUCGCGGCACGGCGGGCGGAAGCGCGAGGUCCUCCCGGACGUCAACAACGUGGUGCUGUGCCGCGUGGUCCGGCUGAUGCCGCGGCAGGCCAUCGUGACGAUACAGCAGGUGGGAGACACGGUGCUGCAGACGGAGUGGCAAGGCGUCAUUCGGUCGCAGGACGUGAGGGCUACCGAGAAGGAUAAGGUUAAAAUUCACGAGUCGUUUAAGCCCGGCGAUAUUGUACGGGCCCAGGUGAUCUCGCUGGGUGACCAAGCAAACUAUUACCUCUCUACGGCGAGCAACGAGUUGGGUGUCAUCAUGGCGACCAGUGAAUCCGGCAACGACAUGGUCCCCAUCAGCUGGAAGGAGUAUCUUGACCCCGAGACGGGCGUAGCUGAACCACGAAAGGUUGCAAAGCCAAAUUGAGUGCCUACAAGGUGUUUUUCGCGAUUAGGGCACAUUGCCCCUUAAUUCAGCCUUGGUCAAGGAUGCAGGGCGAAUGGCACCGUCUUACUGAAUAUUAAGACGUUUUCUCUUCAUAUUUAGCCAUUGGAGGAGCAGACCGAUUUUGUCAGAUGAUGGCUGAAAAGGCUUAUCUGACCAGUGCCACCAAGUCUCGGUCAUCGACACGGGGAUAUGAGUACGAUAUCGCAAAGGGGAAGGGAUCUGGAAUUGAAAGUGUCUGGCCUGCUUACGAUAAGAGCAAGACACCACCAGCUCUCGCAUUCCAGGAGGGGCAGAGGGGCUCAUGAGAAAGAAGACGCAAAAAUGCAUCGGCGUGUCGUGUCAAAUCACCAACUGUGAUGCGAUGCGCCGGACCUGAACCAAAAUAAGGGGUGUUGGUCAUCUAGCAAAAUUUUCAUAUACCAGGAGCAGAUUAAGGAGAUAUUUUGUGCAGAAAUUGACCUCCAU